Molecule: messenger RNA, 1813 nt
Organism: Aspergillus nidulans FGSC A4
Lineage: Eukaryota; Fungi; Ascomycota; Eurotiomycetes; Eurotiales; Aspergillaceae
Product: E3 ubiquitin-protein ligase RNF103
Exons: 2
Coding region: 358-1593 (411 amino acids)
Source: RefSeq, a predicted model, not a curated record
UGCCAUUACCCAUGGAAGCGGCGACUUCCCUUUCUGAACUCAACAACGGAAAACAGUACGCAGACGCCGAAAGAGAGAAAAAAAAAGGGCGAUAUUAGGGCCGUCGCAGCUCCAAUAAAAGCUGCUAACAGUGAUGCCCCGUCAGGUGUUCAUUCCUAGGUCUCCCCGACUCGAUGAAUUGAACUGUGACUCCCGACACCUUCUGUUGAGGUUUCCAGCGUGGUACUCCCGUCUUUCGAGGCGGGAAAUUUGAAACUACAAUUUUGACAAAAGAAAGAAGUUCCCAUAUCUUCUUGUUAGCCCACUUACGGCGUUUUCCCGACCAUUGUACAACCCGCGUGUCUGAUUGUCAUCGAGAUGUCUUCAACAACAAGCUCCUCGCCAGCGCCUACUGACAACGGCUCAGGUGAUAACGGAGGCUCAAGUCCCACUAGCUCUCCACUUCUUUUUUUUGUUGCUCUUGGUUUCGGGGUUGUCUUUACAAAUUUGUGGAUUAUAGUUGGCGUGAAGUAUUGCUUCCGGUAUAACCAGCGCAAUCGCCAAAUCCGUGGCGGAGACAAUGGAGAGCCAAUAGACUUGGUCGCGAUGCCGCGUACUCAUCGGAGAAGAAGGGAAAAGAAAUUGAUGACUAUGGACGAAGUAAACGAACGGUUCCCGCUUACCAAGUAUAAAGUGUGGAGAUCAUCACGGGCAAAUGCUGGUCUCUCAACUGCUGGUGGUAUAACGGCUGCCCAUACUGAGAACGCUCUUGACGCCGAGGAUGACCAACAGUCCCUUCCGGAGGGGGCUACAUCCCUCGUGACUGCACCUGAUGCUAAAUCUCAUCAGAGACUUAAUUCAGCAACGUCGCAGCAGCCAACAAAACCUGUCGAUGAUGGUGACAUGGCGCCAGAAUCUGAAGAGAAGAGUAUAAAGGGUUUCUCCCGGACGAAUAAUGCAUCACCCAGAGUUAGCUCGGACCGAAUUAAUCCAGUAGUCAGAGACCAUGAUUAUCAUACCGUCGAGGAUAUCAUACCCACCACCGUUCUUACGGAUCUUGAUACAAGCCCUGGAGAUUCGUGCGCUAUUUGUCUCGAUCUUAUUGAAGACGAUGAUGAUAUACGUGGUCUUUCUUGUGGCCACGCCUUUCACGCCUCAUGUGUUGACCCAUGGCUGACAAGUCGAAGAGCCUCCUGCCCGCUGUGCAAGGCAGAUUAUUAUACACCCAAGCCUCGUCCUGACGCUUCCGACUUACCAUCUACUUCUGGUCGUCGCGCCGCAAGCCCAAAUCAUCCCCAAGCUGUUUUGAUCAGGGGCCGGGUUAACCCAUUUCGAGCACAGACACUAUAUGGACAGGCCUCACAGAGUGCUCCAGACACCGUUUCCGGAACUUCUCGCCCAAUAGGCCACAGAUUAUGGGCCGUACGGACCACUCCAACGAUCGAAGAGGGUCGAUCGAGAAAUGAUACCUCCAUCCCGCGACUGUCGUCUUGGUUGUCUAACUUCAGCAACCGAUUUAGAGUCAGAAAUCAAGAUUCUACGACGGUUCCUGGCAAUUCACAUCUAAAUGCUCCGCGAACACCAAGCCAGCUGGAGGCUGGGCAAACACGCUGAAUUGUCUUUUGGAUACCUCUGCCCAUUAUUGGCAUCUGGAAUGUCCUGGGCAUGUCUUGUUCACGCAUAUUGAUCUGUCAAGCACCUCAGCGAUCUUGACUCUCUGUAAAUGACCUCUCUAUUUAACUGGAGUUUUUGAGCGUUGUCCUUGUUUAUAAGUUUGUAAGCCGAAUCUUGUUGAUAUACCACUAUAUGGAGAUUUUUUCAAUAAGUGCUCAGU